UGGUGCGCGCGCAGCCGGAAGCUGCUCGUAGCGGAAGCUGCAGAGAGAUGUGAGCGUUAGCUGAAACACUGAGAGGAAAACUUGGACCAAACUUGGACCAAACUUCAGCCUCACACACACCAACAAACCAGACCUUUACAAGGUGGAAAAUCACUCAUUGAAACAAAUUUGGGCUCACUUGUGAUUUCUAAUCAGCGCCAUUGUCCACUGUCCUGAAGGAGAUGUCUGUCCAGUCAGAGAUGUUAAAGCCGGGUGGAGAGGAAAGGAGAGGGGCAGAAGAAGAGACACAACAAGGCGAAGAAAUCAGCCAGAAGUCGGGCAUGAAGAGGAGACAUGAGGAAGAGGAUAAGGAGGAGACGUCACCCACCAAGAAGCUGGUGACCGAUCACAGUGAGAAAGUGGCGACUCAUUACAACAAGCUGCAGGAAGUUGGUCUGGCAGUCCGAAGCCAAAGCAGAAUUUUCUUCAUGAGGAACUUCAACAACUGGCUGAAGAGUGUCUUGAUUGGUGAGAUGCUGGAGAAGGUCCGGGGUUCAGGGAACAAGCAGGUGUCUGUUUUGGACCUGGGCUGUGGUAAAGGUGGAGAUCUACUGAAGUGGAGAAGAGGAGGAAUUGAUCAUUUGGUCUGUGCAGACAUUGCAGGAGUUUCAGUGGAGCAAUGCCAGAUUCGUUAUGAUGAGAUGAAGAGAAAGAGUCGUGCUCAUGAGAAGAUCUUUAGUGCUCAGUUCAUUACUGCUGACUGCUCAAAGGAGAUUUUGUCAGAGAAGCUGGAUGAGCCAGAGCUGAUGUUUGACAUUUGCAGCUGUCAGUUUGUCUACCACUACUCAUUUGAGAGUGAGCAAAAGGCAGACAUGAUGCUGAGAAACGCCUGUGAGCGUCUGAAGCCCGGAGGCCUCUUCAUCGGAACCACACCAGAUGCGUAUGAACUUGUUAAACGUCUGGAGGCGUCAGAUUCUCAGUCUUUUGGUAAUGAUGUCUUCAAAGUUUCCUUUCAGUCCAAAGGGUCCUAUCCUCUGUUUGGAUGUCAGUAUCACUUCAGCCUGGAGGAUGUCGUUAAUGUUCCAGAGUUCCUGGUUUACUUUCCUCUUUUAGAACACAUGGCAGAGCGAUAUAACAUGCGUCUGGUGUUGAAGCAGAGGUUUUCUGAGUUCUUUGAGGAGAAAGUGAAAAAGGAGCAGCAUCGCAGCCUCAUGAUGAAGAUGAUGGCCCUCGAGCCCUUUCCCUCUGAGGAUGGUCGACAGGUGGAGAGCAGAGAAGAGUACCGCCAUGCUAAAGAGCACUGUGACAGAGCUGGAGUCAGGACACCCGUGGGAACCCUGAGCAGAUCAGAGUGGGAGGCAACCAGUAUCUACUUGGUGUUUGUGUUCCAGAAGAUGUCCUGAUGCUGAAAACAAAUGUGUCCCCUUUACGUUCUCUAGUCACCUGCUGCACACCUCAUCCUUUCAUCACUUUGUGUUUGUAUAGUUUUCUUUUGUCUUUUUAAGUUGUUUUUGAUAAUGUGUGAGGACUGUACUAGUUUUGUUGGAUAAAUGAAUCAAACUACAAUGAA
Molecule: messenger RNA, 1549 nt
Organism: Cololabis saira (Pacific saury)
Lineage: Eukaryota; Metazoa; Chordata; Actinopteri; Beloniformes; Belonidae
Gene: rnmt
Product: RNA (guanine-7-) methyltransferase
Exons: 11
Coding region: 222-1382 (386 amino acids)
Biological process (GO): 7-methylguanosine mRNA capping
Cellular component (GO): nucleus
Molecular function (GO): mRNA 5'-cap (guanine-N7-)-methyltransferase activity
Source: RefSeq, a predicted model, not a curated record